UGCCUCGAACAUUCAUCGCCCGCUGACGAAAAGUGUCUGUGCAACCCCGCCCCCACAUCGCCUUCUCCUUCUUCACAAUGACUUCGACCAAUGCAUUGCCACCAGGCGAGGAACUCCGUGCCGGUCUUGCUCGCGAUGGCUUUGUCCUCAUCCCACGAGCAUUUUCAAAGGCAGAGGUUGGCCGCUUCAAGAAAGCAGCGCAGCACGCCACCGAGCGGGCUCGAGUUGGCGACUGGCCCUUCGUAAGGACGGUGCCAAAGCAAUUCCCACCAUGGCCACUUAACGAAGUAGGAUCAAAUGGCAUAUGGGGCGUCCAGCAUCUGCUGCACCCUUUAAUGCCACCACAAGAUCGUGAAGUCUUCGCUGAAAGCUACUUCUGCGACACAAUGACAGCUACCGUUACAGCUCUCUUGCAGUGCUCAGAGAAAGACCUGGUCAUGGAGCUGUACAAUAUGCUCGUUUGCCCUCCACGAGACUUUGCGCUGCGUUGGCAUCGCGAUGAUAUUGGCCCGCAAGUCUCGGCAGAGGAAGAACGGAAGCGUCUCGCAGAGCCCAUGAUGCACGCUCAGUGGAACCUCGCACUUUACCCUGAUAGCUCUCUGGUAGUGGUACCUGGCUCUCACAAGCGUCCAAGAACGGACGUAGAGCGUAAUGCAGAUCCAUACGAAGACAACAUUCCGGGACAGCAGGUCGUUCAGCUUAAUCCGGGAGAUCUUAUGUUCUACAACAACAACAUCCUCCACCGUGGCGUCUACGAUAGCAAGACGGAACGGAUGACAUUACACGGGACGAUGGGGUUGAGAGGUGCGGAUCCGGCACGAGCGCGCAACAUACUGCAGCAUGGUGUCGGAGACUGGGCCGCUGAUUGUGACUUCGGAGACUUGCCGGGCGGCAUGGCUGCUCUAGCGAAGGGCAUGCAGGAGAGCCUGAUCCAGAUGGGUACAGAACGUGAUGUGGGCUUCUCGCAGGUAGAUGAAUGAUCGUAAUAUUCACGUCUGUGUACCAUCGCC
Molecule: messenger RNA, 1010 nt
Organism: Baudoinia panamericana UAMH 10762
Lineage: Eukaryota; Fungi; Ascomycota; Dothideomycetes; Mycosphaerellales; Teratosphaeriaceae
Exons: 1
Coding region: 78-980 (300 amino acids)
Source: RefSeq, a predicted model, not a curated record